GAGCUGCUUUCUUUCCUGUUUGUGGUUCUCCAAUAAUCCGACACCGAAAUUCGAGAUGCAUUUCCAGUUGUCGGAACCCAUUACCAACCCACCGCCAUUACUCAUUAAGCAACAUUUUGAUAGUCAUAGGCCUCAGAAGCUCAGUAGCCUUUCUUUUGAAGCACCGAACUCGACCAAACUCACUACCUACACGCAUCUCUCUCUCUUUGAUAGACCAAUAAAUUCAAGCACGUAUGCUUUGAUUCUCGAAUCUUGCAGAACCCUGAACUUAGGAAAACAGCUUCAUGCCCAUACUCUAAAAUCUGGGUUUGGUGGGCAUGAGUUCAUGGAGACCAAGUUGCUCCAAAUGUAUGGGCGGUUUGGUUGUUUGGAGGAUGCAGAGUUGCUGUUUGAUAAAAUGUCGCUGAGAAACUUGUAUUCUUGGACAGCCAUGCUAAGCUUGUAUGUCGACCAUGGGCUCUUUGAGGAAGCCUUUUUGUUCUUUCAAGAAUUACAAAUUGAAGAUGUUUCAGUGGAGUUUUUUGUGUUUCCUUUGGCACUUAAGGUUUCUAGUGGUCUCGGGAUUGAAGAACUUGGGAGGCAGUUACAUGGGACUGUGAUAAAAAAUCAGUUUGUUUCAAAUCUUUAUGUGGGUAAUGCAUUGAUAGAUAUGUAUGGUAAAUGUGGAAAUUUGGAUGAUGCCAAGAAAGUGUUUGGGAAAAUGCCUGAAAAAGAUUGUGUGUCUUGGAAUUCUUUUCUUACUGCUUGUGCUGCCAAUGGGAUGGUAUAUGAGGCAUUGGAUUUUCUUGAGAGAAUGUCUUUGAUGGAGAAUUCAAAACCAAAUCUCGUUUCCUGGAGUGCAGUUAUUGGGGGUUUCUCUCAGAAUGGUUAUGAUGAAGAAGCAAUUGAAUUGCUUUUGAGAAUGCAAGCAGAAGGUAUUGAACCAAAUGAGAGGACCAUAGCAAGUGUUCUUCCAGCUUGUGCUAGAUUACAGAAACUGCGCCUUGGCAAAGAAUUCCAUGGCUACGUAACGAGACACGGAAUGAUGUCUAACUUUUAUAUUGUGAAUGGGUUGAUUGAUAUAUACAGAAGAUCUGCUGAUAUCAAAACUGCAUUCAAGUUGUUUUCUAAGUUUUCAGCAAAAAAUGCAGUUUCUUGUAAUACUAUCGUUGUUGGGUAUUGUGAGAAUGGUUACACUUCAGAAGCAAGGGAGCUAUUUGAUCGAAUGGAGCUACUGGGCAUCAGGAAAGAUAUAAUUUCAUGGAACUCGAUGAUAUCUGGGUAUGUAGAUAACUUCCAGUUUGAUGAAGCUAUGAGCAUGUUUAAGGAUUUGCUAAUGGAAGAUGGGAUCAAACCCAAUUCCUUUACUUUAGGGAGUGCUCUUACUGCUUGUGCUGACACAGUUUCUUUGAGACUAGGAAAGGAGCUACAUUCACAAGCCAUUGUUCGAGGCCUUCAAUAUAAUACCUUUGUUGGUGGGGCUUUAGUAGAGAUGUACUGCAGAUGCCAGGAUAUAAUGGCAGCGCAAAAAGCUUUCAAUGAAGUAACUCACCUGCUUCAGAAAAUGUGCGAAGAUGGCUUUGAGCCAAAUAUUUAUACAUGGAACGGUAUACUUGCUGGUCAUGUGCAAAAUGGGUUGCAUGAAACAGCAAUGCACCUGUUCUCUGAAAUGCAGGCUUCGAAUAUGUGGCCUGACAUUUACACUGUCGGAAUAAUACUGUCUGCUUGUUCAAGGUUGGCCAGUAUUGAUCGUGGGAAACAGAUACACGCACAUUCAAUUAGAUGUAGUUAUGAUGCAGAUGUUCACAUAGGAGCAGCCCUUGUGGACAUGUAUGCAAAAUGUGGAAGUAUAAGGCAUGCAUUACUAGCGUAUGAGAGAAUACCAAACCCUAAUCUGAUAUCCCAUAAUGCCAUGCUUACAGCAUAUGCAAUGCACGGGCAUGCGGAGGAUGGGAUUGCCCUCUUCCGCAAAAUGCUUGAAAAUGGCUUCACACCAGACCAGGUGACUUUUCUCUCUGUCCUUUCUUCAUGUGUCCAUAUUGGAUUAGUUGAAACAGCUCGAGAAUUCUUCAAUCUGAUGCAAUACUAUGAUAUAAAACCUACCAUAAAGCACUACACAUGUAUGAUUGAUCUUCUAAGUCGAACAGGCCAGCUUAGUGAAGCUUAUGAACUUAUUAAGAAUGCUCCCAUGAAAUCUGAUUCAGUGCUGUGGAGUGCCUUCCUGGGAGGCUGUGUUACUCAUCAUAAUAUGGAGUUGGGAGAAAUCGCAGCAGAGAGACUCAUAGAGUUGGAGCCAGAUAAUACCGGAAACUACAUUACGUUGGCAAAUUUAUAUGCUUUUGAUGGGAGAUGGGCUGAUCUAGCAAGAACAAGACUGAAAAUGAAGGAUAGAGGAAUGCAUAAGAACCCAGGAUGCAGUUGGAUUGAGGACAGAGAUGAUGUUCAUGUAUUUCUUGCUCAUGACAAGUCUCAUAAGAGAACAGAAGAUAUUUAUGCUACUUUGGAUAAUUUAACCCUUCACAUGAAAUCAUGACUAGAAAUUGAUGUGUAAAUGCAUAAUUGUGAACUCUAUCUUUUUGUACAACAUAAGGAUACAGGGAAUCAAAAGUUCGAAUUCUAGCAACAUUCUCUCCUAAUGUUAGGCACUUAAUAACAAUAAAGAACGGGAUCCAUGGACAUCUUUGCAUCUUCGAAAUGCCAUAAAAUUUCUAGAUAAAUGUUGUUGUUUCCA
Rubroshorea leprosula is the source of this 2710-nucleotide messenger RNA. Lineage: Eukaryota; Viridiplantae; Streptophyta; Magnoliopsida; Malvales; Dipterocarpaceae. The record is from the annotation of a GenBank genome assembly.